CUGUUCAACCAGACCAAAUCCAUUCAAUAAGGAAACAGGUAUCAGACACUCAUCUGCACAGGUGUGACAACAAACCCUCUGUUACAGUGAACCCCACCUAUUGGCCAGUAUGCUGCAGUUCCUGAUUCUCUUUUUGCUUCUGGACAGAAAAACUAGUGGAGGUGAAAUCAGGUUGGUGAAUGGCAGUAACUCAUGUUCUGGACGAGUGGAGGUUCUUCAUAAUGGGAAAUGGGGAACAGUGUGUUCAGAUUACUGGGAUCUAUUAGAUGCUGCAGUGGCAUGCAGAAAUCUGGGCUGUGGAAAUGCUAUAGAUGUAAAGUUUAAUGCAACUUUUGGAGAAGGUUCAGGACAAAUAUGGCUAGAUGAUUUAGCUUGUGUUGGCACUGAGUCCUCAUUUUCAACCUGUGGAGGACCACCAUGGGGAGUAAACAACUGUGGACAUAGCCAAGAUGCUGGAGUCAUUUGUCAAGCUUCUGUUAGGUUAGUAAACGGCUUCAGCUUUUGUUCUGGGCGAGUGGAGGUCCUUCAUAAUGAGACAUGGGGAACAGUGUGUUCAGAUUACUGGGAUCUGUCAGAUGCUGCAGUUGCGUGCAGAGUACUGGGGUGUGGAGAUGCUAUUGAGGUCAAGACUGAUGCAUUUUUUGGAGAAGGUUCAGGACAAAUAUGGUUAGAUGAUUUAGCUUGUUAUGGAACUGAGCCUACAUUUUCAUCCUGUGGAGGACCAACAUGGGGAUCAAACAACUGUGGACAUAGCCAAGACGCUGGAGUCAUUUGUCAAGCUUCUGUAAGGUUGGUAAAUGGCAAAGAUAUUUGUUCAGGACGAGUGGAGGUUUAUCAUGAUGGUCAAUGGGGAACAGUGUGUGAUGAUCGCUGGGAUUCAUCAGAUGCUGCAGUGGUGUGUAGAGAACUGGGAUAUGGAGAUGCUACAGAGGCAAAAUCUAAUGCUUAUUUUGGAAAAGGUUCAGGACAAAUAUGGCUGGAUGAUAUAAAAUGCAAUGGAACCGAGUCUAAUCUAAAAAGCUGUAGAUCAAAUACAUGGGGAGUACACAACUGUGGACAUCAUGAAGAUGCUGGAGUCAUCUGUCAAUGUUAUAUACGGUUGGUGAAUGGCAGUAACUCUUGUUCUGGACGAGUGGAGAUUCUUCAUGAUGGUCAAUGGGGAACUGUGUGUGAUGAUAACUGGGGUCUACCAGAUGCUGCAGUGGUGUGUAGAGAACUGGGCUGUGGAGAUGCUAAAGAUGCAAAGUCUAAUGCUCAUUUUGGACAAGGUUCAGGACCUAUAUGGCUGGAUGGUGUAAACUGUACUGGAACCGAGUCUACUCUAAAAAGCUGUAGAGCAAAUAAAUGGGGAGAACACGACUGUGGACAUCGUGAAGAUGCUGGAGUUAUCUGUCAAUAUAACUUCACCUAUAUCAAUGAAUCAAAAAGCUGGAUUGAUGCACUGCGGUAUUGUCAAACUCAUCAUCAGACUCUUGCGCACAUAUUAAAUGCAACAGCACAGACGCACAUCACACGGAUGCUGCAGGGUAUAGAAAUUACCAAAGGAGUGUGGAUAGGACUUGAAAGAAAAAUGCAGAUCAAUUCAUCCCCUUGGCUGUGGACCGAUGGGUCUCUUGUAAACUAUUCUUUGUGGCAUCCCAGUUUUCCACUGAAUCAAAUGGGCAGGUUUUGUGGAAAACUGCUUAAGAAUUCAACAAGUAACACAUUUAAAUGGGUGGAAGAUUGCUGCUUUCAGAGCCUUCCUUUCAUCUGUCAGGGAUGAAACACUUGGUGGCGCUACAUCCUACUUUUGAAAUCUUUGACUGAUGCUGAGAGAUAUUUAGACUGUCAUGAUUAUUUGUUCAUCUUUGUUUUACAAUUUGUUACAAUAAAAUGCGCUGAUUUGUAGUAUGUAACUCUGUAUAAGUAUUAUUAAUACAUGUUCUAAAAUCUUUAAAUCUUAUGAAAAAAAUUAUACGCCUAUUCUUUGUCAGCUUAUAUGAAAUGCAUGGCUAAUAAACCAUUACUAUAAGUAAAUGUUGGUUG
Molecule: messenger RNA, 2025 nt
Organism: Paramisgurnus dabryanus
Lineage: Eukaryota; Metazoa; Chordata; Actinopteri; Cypriniformes; Cobitidae
Product: scavenger receptor cysteine-rich domain-containing protein DMBT1
Cellular component (GO): membrane
Source: RefSeq, a predicted model, not a curated record